Messenger RNA from Anoplopoma fimbria (sablefish), 2670 nucleotides. RefSeq names its product protocadherin-20 (gene pcdh20). Gene Ontology annotation, molecular function: calcium ion binding. NCBI's taxonomy places the organism in Eukaryota, Metazoa, Chordata, Actinopteri, Perciformes, Anoplopomatidae. Bases 1 to 2670 code for a protein of 889 amino acids. Gene Ontology annotation, cellular component: plasma membrane. Gene Ontology annotation, biological process: homophilic cell-cell adhesion. The record is from RefSeq and is a predicted model, not a curated record. The transcript is spliced from 2 exons.
AUGUUCAACAGCAGACACCCCAGCCUUAGCAAAAGAGGAGGGAUAUGGGGAUUUUGCAUCCUCUUGCUUUACACCAGCCCUCUUUCCUGUUUUGCAAAUUUCAGCCAAGCAAAAGAGCUGAUCUAUAAGAUAAAGGAGGGAUUACCCAGGGGGACCUUCAUAGGGUCCAUUGGAGUAGACUUAAAUUUGGAUUUCACUGUGGAGCCCCCCUUUUUGUUCAGUCUCCCGCAAAAGAAGGUCAGUGGACAGUUUGUGAACCUAAAUAAUACCACCGGGGAGCUUUACACAUCUGCAACGGAGAUUGACAGGGAGACCUUUUGCUCUGAUAACUCAGGGGGACGGGGAUGUGUCCUCUCACUGGAUGUGUUUGUGUUGCCCCAGCAGUACUUUCAGCUGGUCAAAGUUAAGAUCUUCAUUGAGGAUGUGAAUGACAACAGGCCAAAGUUCCCUGUGGAUGAGAUCUGUAUAUCUGUCCCAGAAAACUCACCAAUCAAUGCUCGUUAUGCAGUGGAGCAGUCAGCAGUUGACCCGGACCUCGGUAUUCACGGAGUGCAGACCUACUGGCUUGUUAAUGACUUUGGCAUGUUCACACUGGAUGUUGAGGAAAAUGAGGGAGGUGAGCUGACACCCUUCCUCAUUGUGACGGAGGCUUUGGACAGAGAGACCCAGGCUGAAUACAUUACGGAUAUCAUUGCAGAGGACGGAGGGACCCCUCCUCUGCUCGGGGCGGCUACUUUGAAAAUUGUCAUCACAGAUGUGAACGAUAACUGCCCCCAAUUCACAGAUUCGCAAAUUAAUGUCACUCUGCAUGGGAAUGCCACCAAAGGGGCUCAUUUGGCACGACUGCAUGCUUUUGACCCUGACCUUGGUGCUAAUGCUCAGAUCAGCUAUGCUUACAGUGAACGUGUGCCAAGGGACACCAGGAGCUUGUUCCAUUUGGACAGAAUCUCAGGGGUGAUCAAGCUAGCUGGGAAAAUAGACACUGGCACAACCACGUUUUACAAACUCACCAUUCUGGCCAAUGGAGCUGGUUGUAUCCCUGCAGUAGCUGCUGUUUCUGUCCAUAUCAUCAAAGUUGUUACAGGACCCCCUGCUGUCAUACCCCGAUACAUUGCACCAGAAAAGGAUGGGGUGGUGAGCAUAAAGGAGUCGGAGCCAGAGUUUUCUCCAAUUGCUUUUUUUACAGUCAAAAACAUUGAUAAGAACCAAAAGGUGGAUUGUCAUUUGGAAGGGUCUGGUCCUUUCAGGCUCGUCCCCUAUCAGCUUUUAAAGAACGAAUACCUGCUGGAGACUACAGAGCCCUUGGACUUUGAGAGGACACAGGAGUAUGAGCUUAUUGUGGUUGCCAAGAAUUCUCGAGAGCUCGUCAUCAAGACUUUCCUCAAGGUGCAGGUAUUGGAUGAGAAUGAUAACGCACCAGUGUUUCAGCAGUCUUGGGUGGAAAUAUCUGUGGAGGAGAACAAUCCACCAAACACCUUUCUGACCCAGCUCCAAGCCACGGAUCCGGACAGCGAAAGCAGCGGGGAAGUCAUCUACCUCCUUGGCGGUGACGCCCCAGGGGUCUUUGUUAUGGAUCGUGUGACAGGCGUCCUGACUGUGACCACAUCGCUGGACCGCGAGGAGAAAGAGACGUACCGGUUCAUAGCGAGAGCGGUGGACCAGGGUACGCCCAGGAGGGAGUCGAUUGCAACUGUGGUGGUGAGUGUGCAAGAUCGCAAUGACAACAGUCCACGCUUCAUCAAUAAGGACUUCACGUUCUUUGUGCCAGAGAACUUCCCGGGGUACGGUGAAAUUGGGGUCCUCUCAGUGACGGACGCUGAUGCAGGUGAAAAUGGUUGGGUGGCCCUUUCCAUCCUCAACGGCAGCGACAUCUUCCUGAUUGACACAGGCCGAGGUGCGCUGAGGGCCAAGACAUCACUUGACCGUGAGCAACAAGGGACAUAUCAGCUGUGGAUCGAGGCUGUCGAUGGUGGGGAACCUGCGCUUUCCUGUGUAACUAUGGUGACCGUGCUGUUGUUGGAUGUAAAUGACAACCCGCCUAUUGUCCUCUUCCCCCAGUCCAAUCAGUCUUACAUGCUAGUUCUACCCAAUACACCAACAGGAACAUCAAUAACAGAGGUCUACGCUGUGGAUAAGGAUACAGGCAUGAAUGCUGUGAUCGCCUACAGUAUUGUUAAGAGGAAAGGUGGCGAGCCAGGUUCCUUUGCCAUUGACCCAGAAACAGGGAAUAUCACAUUAAAGAGGGAACUCAGCAACCGGGGGCUCUACAGCCUUCUGGUGAAGGUCAGUGACCAUGGUCAGCCUGAGCCGCUUUACUCAACAGUGAUGGUUAACUUCUUUGUCAAUGAAACAGUGAGCAACGAGAGCUACAUCCAGAGCCUGCUGACCAGAGAGGCUGAAAUUGAGGUAGAGGAGAGGCCCUGGUACAAAGGCCAGAUGACAGAGGGGCCUGAGAGGUAUGAGUUGCUCCCCUGUCAGCCUCUCCUCAUUGCUCUUUCAGUAACAUGUCUGGGGCUGUUCUUCUCAGUUGUCACACUGAUAUCGUACAUAUGCUGUAGGAGAUAUAAAAAGCAGCGAAAGAAAAAAUCAGAGGUGGAGAUACCUUUAAAAAUGAAGAAUGACUCAAUAAAGGUUGUGAACAGAAAGCUCAGGCAGAUCUCAAACAUCUGA